Cucumis sativus (cucumber) is the source of this 756-nucleotide messenger RNA. Its product is annotated as RING-H2 finger protein ATL79. The coding region runs from base 74 to 622 and encodes 182 amino acids. Lineage: Eukaryota; Viridiplantae; Streptophyta; Magnoliopsida; Cucurbitales; Cucurbitaceae. The record is from RefSeq and is a predicted model, not a curated record. Gene Ontology annotation, molecular function: transferase activity. The transcript has a single exon. Gene Ontology annotation, biological process: protein ubiquitination.
UAUUAUAUAGUAUCUUUCAUCCGAUGCGAUUCACUCAAUUCCUCUCUUUUAGAAGUGAAGAAAGAGAGAGAAAAUGCGGCCAACUCCUUUAGACGCCGAUGACACCGUCCGCUUCCAACCACCGCCAUCGCCUCCCUGCCACGACCUCCGCGCCUGUACUUGGCGUCCGUACUCCAGUUCCAGAGAUUUCGAAGCCAACGCCGCCGUCGUUGUCAUCAUCCUCCUCUGUGGCCUCAUCUGCGCUCUCGCUCUCAACACUGCCAUCCGCUGCUUCCUCCGCCGUCGCGGCACUUCCGACGAUGAUUCGAGUGAUAGUCGGCAGGAGGAACUUCCAGAGGAGACGAAGCCGACGCUAAUGGACAAAUUGAAGAUGGCUCCGGCACUGGUGUUCUCGGCGGAAAUGAAGCCGAAACUCGCCGGUGCGGAAGCAGAGUGUACGAUUUGCUUGACAGAGUUCUCGGAAGGGGAAGAGAUUCGAGUAUUGUCGAUUUGUAAGCACGGAUUUCAUGUUCAGUGUAUUCAAACGUGGUUGAUUUCACAUUCUUCUUGUCCAACUUGCCGCCGUAGUUACCUCCCUCCCUCGCCGUCGUCCUCUGCUAGCGGCGGCGACGGAAACCCCUGAGAUUAGAUUAGAAAUACCGGAAUUUCUUCGGACAGCCGCCGUUGUAGCUGUUUGAUAGCAAUUCGAAUUGAGCAUUUGCUUUUUUACUUUUAUUUUUUAAAAUUACAAUUUACAUCUUCUUCUUCUUCCUCUUU